This is a messenger RNA of Penicillium subrubescens, 1623 nucleotides long. RefSeq names its product glycoside hydrolase family 43 protein. Bases 1 to 1623 code for a protein of 540 amino acids. Gene Ontology annotation, molecular function: hydrolase activity, hydrolyzing O-glycosyl compounds. Gene Ontology annotation, biological process: carbohydrate metabolic process. Lineage: Eukaryota; Fungi; Ascomycota; Eurotiomycetes; Eurotiales; Aspergillaceae. The transcript has a single exon. The record is from RefSeq and is a predicted model, not a curated record.
AUGACAGUCCAUCAAUACAGCAAUCCCAUUCUUCCAGGGUUCUACCCCGAUCCGUCAUGCAUUUUAGUUGAUGGUACCUUUUAUAUGGUGCACUCGAGCUUUCACUUCUUCCCCGGAUUACCCAUUCACAAGUCAAAAGAUCUAAUCAAUUGGGAGCAUAUUGGUACAUCCAUCCUUGUCAUACAGCAGAACGAAAAGUUAACAAGAGAUCCAGGGAACGUCAUCUGCCGACCGGAGCAAAUCCGACUCUACUGGGCCACUACCAAGAUCAACAACGCAGCAAAAAACGAGGUGUUCACCGGAGGCCUAUAUGCGCCUACUAUUCGCUAUAACGAUGGCCGUUUCUAUGUAGUGUGCACAUCCUUAAAGGGCACAAUCAACAUGCCGCCUGAUCUGGACUUUGCACCGGAGAAUUUCAUCAUCACGGCCACUGAUCUCGAGGAUCCCACCUCAUUCAGCGACCCCGUCUACUUCGACUUCCACGGGAUUGAUCCAAGUUUGUUCUUUGACGAGGAUGGCCGAGUGUAUCUACAAGGCAGCUGGAUCCACGGGUACCGCAAGACUCCAGCAACGGUUAUACGACAAGCGGAAAUCGACCUGAGCACUGGUCAGUUGCUCUCUCCGGCAUCGGAUAUUUGGUCUGGACACACCGGAAAGGUCCCCGAAGGCCCACAUAUCUACAAGAAAGACGGAUACUAUUAUCUCUUAAUUGCAGAAGGAGGGACCCACCGUGGGCACAAGAUCACUAUGAGCCGUUCAAAGAGCAUCUGGGGACCGUUUGAGUCCUUUGAGGGUAAUCCAGUUUUGACUGCGGAUGCUACUCAGGCAUGUAUCCAAUGUGCUGGACAUGCUGAGCUUUUCCAGGAUGCUCUUGGCUACUGGUGGGCUGUUAUGCUCGCGCGACGAGAGUACGGCGCGAGCUUCCCGCUCGGCAGAGAGACUUACUUGACGCCCGUGGAGUGGCCGGAGGGUGAAUUUCCUAAUUUUGCACCUGUGAAGCUUGAGCAAGAGUUAAAUCGGCCUGUGGCCGAAAAGGUGGUGCAAACCUCCUUCACACCUGUCUCGCUCGAUUCCCCGUCGACCAUUUAUUUGAGAUCUCCAGAUCUGGAUCAUUACGCCCAGAGUGGGAUUGCAGUUUUCCUCACUCCCACGAAAUCUAAACUCGAAGCACCAUCUGGAACCAUGACCUUCGUGGGACAAAGACAGACAUCUUUGAACUCGAUCGCCCAAGCGAUUCUCCCUGUGAAUGAUAUUGUAACAGGGAAUAUUUACUAUGGUCUGACUGUAUACAAGGACCCUUUCAGAUUUGUUGCGAUGGAAUACAGCAAUCAGGAUCGAUGCCUGUGCGUGAAAGUGCAAGAGACGGGCAAGCCUAUGAUGACCCUUUCUUGUCUCGCUAUUCGGGAGACAUCCUCACUACAGCUGUCCAUCGAGUCGUCUACUCAAAGCUAUUCCUUCCAGUGCCUUCAGACGCACAAAAGUGGAAAGACGGAACAUUUCAAGCUAGGUGAGGUCCCUAGCUCUGCUCUUAGUGGAGACGACUUUACAGGCACUGUCUACGCCAUAUAUGCUUCAGGUGACGGUGCUCCUGUUAAGUUCGAGAAUUUCCAGAUUCGGAACUAG